This is a messenger RNA of Diachasmimorpha longicaudata, 2283 nucleotides long. RefSeq lists its product as uncharacterized. The transcript is spliced from 6 exons. Bases 51 to 1841 code for a protein of 596 amino acids. NCBI's taxonomy places the organism in Eukaryota, Metazoa, Arthropoda, Insecta, Hymenoptera, Braconidae. The record is from RefSeq and is a predicted model, not a curated record. Gene Ontology annotation, biological process: signal transduction. Gene Ontology annotation, molecular function: protein binding.
UGGCCAGUUGCUUUCCUUAUGACUAGCAGUUGCGAGCUAUUGACACUAAUAUGGAAAGACUGAGGGAGGAGCUCGCAGUGUCCCCCAAGUUGGAUUUAACAGUUUCCGAGGUGGAGAAAUGGAGUAGCAAUAUACACGCUGGUUAUUUAUUUGAAAAAAAUGGCGUAUCAGUGCUUCAAAAACUCUGUUUGCUUGUCAGUUCCAUUCCCGCAAGAACAACUUUCCCAGGUUGGCAACAUUUUGGAGCUCAUCUGGGUCUGUCCAGAGAACAACUGCAAUGCAUUGAAUAUGAUUUCAAAGGCCUGCAAGAUCCAACAUAUUAUGUUUUACUAACGUUUGUGCAAUGCGUUGAUGCCACAAUGGAUAAAAUAUUUGAUGCACUGAGGAAAAUGGAUCGUUUAGAUAUUAUUCACAGACUUUCAAAUCUUUUGACACUAUUCGUAAAUUGUUUACGUCUGAGUAGUCAAUCUGAUGAACUUCAUCGGCCGCUACAUAUUCCCAGAGUUCCCCUAGUUCUAAGCCCCGUCAUUCCUCUCAGCGUUCUCAACGUCAUGAGAUUGAGUUCAAGAAUUCAUACUGGAUAUCUGUUCGAGCCUGACGGUAUCCCGAUCCUUAAAAUACUGUGUCACCUAAUCAGUUCCACACCAGCAGGACGAACAUAUUCCGGAUGGCAGGAUUUUGGGAUUCAUCUCCAUCUCACCGAAGCACAGUUACAUUAUAUAAAACACCAUUUAAGAGACCACCAAAGUCCUGCAUAUUAUGUUUUACUGAUUUUCGUUCAUUCUACUGAUGAAACAAUGGAUAAAGUGUUGGAUGCAUUGCACAAAAUGAAUCGACUGGAUGUUGUGGACAAACUUGCGGAAACUCUUACGCUUUUCAUAAAGAGUCUGAGCUUGAAUUCACAAUCAACAAAUAUACUGAGACCAAAAAGUGUCUCCAACAUACCAGAAAUACUCCGUCCGAUCAUUACAAGUAAAAAACUGUCAUCAACAUCUGGAACGCAGCUGCUUCAUUUAGAAGGAAAUGAUAUACUAAUGAAUUAUUCGAGUUCUCUUAUUAGGGAAAAACAAAAUUAUGGGAGCAUUGUGAUGCUAACAUUUGCAGAAGAUGGACAGAACAUAAUGAAAAGCAUUUGUCAAAUAUUCAGAGAGAAAAAUCCAAGAAUUGGAGUACUGAUUCUUCAAGAACAAGAAAAAUUGGUGAAUUCCAGAGCAGAGGAGUUCAUCGAUGAUUGCUUCAAGCAAGUGAAUUAUAUAAUUCCAAUACUGACGAAGGAAUAUACCGAUCACAUCAAUAACCUAAGGAAUUACGGCGGUAAAUUGGGAGAAAAUUCACUGGAUUCGAAAUACCUCCAUUAUAUUUACUCUUUGUUGAGAUUUGAGUACGUCAAGAAUAACUGCUCCAACCACAGAGUCAGAUGUUUGGUACCUGAUUUCUAUGUCACAACCAUGAUGAAAUCAGAUCUCCAUCCAGUUCUACAAGCCUGGUAUCGACAAUCAGACAUCGACGAGUUUGCUACAAACAUAUUAUUGAAAAAGUUAGUUUCCAGAUUUUCGAAGAUUCCUCAUGGGGUAGAAAUUCACCGGUGGCGUCUACGAAUAUAUGUCUAUUGCUGUCAUUCAAGUUGUGAGAGGAUUCGAGAAGUUCGAAGGGCUUCGCAAGGUCGUAAACAACAUUGUCGACUUCGCCAUGGACCCACUGCGCUCCCAGAUCCACAACACUAUCCGCUGAUGUAUUCCGAGGGAAAUGAAUCAUCCAUUAAAUGUCAAAUUAUGGCAGAAAAUGUUACAAAAUUAUCAUUUAGGGAGACUGACCUUUGUAUAUUAAUAAAUAAAUUAUGACUUAUUUCAACCUUAACUACAAAUUAAAUUAGGAUGAAGGGCUACAUCUGGCACGGUUUGGGUGAUGUACUUUUAGGAGUCAUUUAUUAAAUUAUGGGAAUAGACAUGAGAGAAGACUCUGGGUGUUUUGCCAGCAAAAAUUAUGAUUAACAGUUAGAUUGUAACUCUGGACGCUGUAGAGGCAUUCUCCAGUAGGAAUACUCGCUAUGAAGCAACUAACUAUUGCUGGCCAGGCCCUGGCUUAGUGCCCUCAAAUCUGGAGGGCACUAUAGUUUAUUUCUCUUAUCCUAACCCUAGUGUUUUCUACCUUCAUCCUCCACCAGAUCUAUUUUGGGGGAAACCCACACUGAGAAAGUUCCAUCAGAGGAGGGCUUUCCCCUUUUUUGUAAUGUAAAGGAAUAAUGAAACAAUAAAUAUUUUCUGAAUAAAAAAAAUAGAAAAA